This is a messenger RNA of Symbiodinium necroappetens, 939 nucleotides long. The record is from the annotation of a GenBank genome assembly. NCBI's taxonomy places the organism in Eukaryota, Dinophyceae, Suessiales, Symbiodiniaceae.
AUGCUCAAGAACAUGGAUAACGGACAAGAGCCCACUGCCAACGAUCAGGUCACUGGGAAACCCAAAGAGGAGCUGCAACAGAUGUGGGCCGAUUUUGGCCCUGAUGUCAAGAAGAGGCCCAGGGGCAAUCCAGUCCACGUGGUGUCGUGGAGCUGGGGGGACUUCCGGAAAGGUGUCCCUCACACGACAUUGUACUACACACUGAGGCUCGGCACUUGGUAUCCCCACGUCCUGGCUAGGACCAAGGCAUACGCCAGUACUUUGCAUCAAUUCACUUGCCAUACAAACUUCGUGAGGGGUAAGCGGUAUCAUGACGAAAUUGCUUUCUGCUGCGAUCUAAAUUACGACGUCCUCGACAUCGUCAACGUUGACGAAAGAGGGGUACCUCUGGGCCAGCUCCUCAGGAUUGAUUUCAUCCUUUUUGCUUUGCCGUCCAUGACCUUUUGGGAUGAUCGUGUGAUUGAGGGCUCGGACACAAUUGUUGGUUCGGAUCAUUGUGCUAUCAGUGUUAGUUUGCAGUCUCUGCCUUCUAUAGGACGCGAAGCUCGGGACCUAGCCAAACAAAUUGCUGACACGCGCAAGAAAGCCAAGAAGGAGUGGCUUGCAGCCCUGCUCGAGAAGAGUGCAGGAGGUGGCCGCAGCAAAGCUAUCGCUGACCUGCGCGCCUUCUACCAGCGCAAGUACACACCCCAGGAGAUUCGAGACGUUGCCUUCAUGUGCAAGCAUAACAAGAGUACGGGAGCUGACGGGAUUUCCUACGAAGCUUUGCAGCCCAUUGUAUUGUCAUCAACAGUUGCCAAGGUGUUUACCAAGGCACUGAUGCUACGCUUGCGGCCGAGACUACCCGACAUUGGUGCCUUUCAGGCGCAAGGGAGUCGUGAAGCUGAGGUCCUACUUGACGUCAUUUGCAACAGCCGGGUAGGAGUGGCAACAGCGUGA